Molecule: messenger RNA, 1551 nt
Organism: Rhincodon typus (whale shark)
Lineage: Eukaryota; Metazoa; Chordata; Chondrichthyes; Orectolobiformes; Rhincodontidae
Product: cAMP-responsive element modulator-like
Exons: 3
Coding region: 54-386 (110 amino acids)
Biological process (GO): regulation of transcription by RNA polymerase II
Cellular component (GO): ATF4-CREB1 transcription factor complex; nucleus
Molecular function (GO): DNA-binding transcription factor activity, RNA polymerase II-specific; RNA polymerase II cis-regulatory region sequence-specific DNA binding
Source: RefSeq, a predicted model, not a curated record
GCCUUUCGUGUAGAAUGGGUGGAGACAGAUAAGCAGUCUGCAAAGGGUUAGACAUGGCUGUGACACAGAAUGAUACAGAAACAGCUGCCACUGGAGAUAUGCCAACUUACCAAAUCCGAACCCCAACUACCACCUUACCUCAGGGAGUGGUAAUGGCAACCUCACCAGGGACAUUGCAUAGUCCACAACAGCUGGCAGAAGAGGCUACACGUAAACGGGAGCUCAGGCUAAUGAAAAACAGGGAGGCUGCUCGUGAAUGUCGCAAAAAGAAGAAGGAGUAUGUCAAGUGUCUUGAAAAUCGAGUCGCUGUGCUUGAAAAUCAAAACAAGACUCUUAUCGAGGAACUCAAGGCCCUAAAAGACUUGUACUGCCAUAAAACAGAUUAACAGCUUCAAACUGCCACUUUCAUACUUUUUGAACUCUGACCCAGGCAUGAGAUGUUGCAGUUCCAUGGACUACCAGGUGGAGUUGGGACAGGGACACUUUUGAGCAUGAUGUACUCCAUUUUGCUUUGUAUUUUAACCUAGCCUAUGAAUUCAGUUGCAAGUUUGGGAGCUUGGGGAGGGCUGAUGGGUGUGUUGCAGAAUCAUGUUGACCUAUAAUACUGGAAUUGUUCCAGAAGCCCUGAUGUUGCAUAGCAUAUCAAGUAUUUCUCGUUCCUUUUUUGCUUCUGCUGUUUGCAGGGAGGCUGCCAAAGAAUGUCGACGUCGAAAAAAGGAAUAUGUAAAGUGUCUGGAAAGUCGUGUUGCAGUGCUGGAAACCCAAAACAAGCAGCUAAUCGAGGAACUCAAAACAUUGAAAGAACUUUAUUGUGAUAAAUCAGAGUAGUAUUUGUGAUCUGAGUUCUGACCAAUUUGAUGUCUACAGCAUCUUUCUUUGAAGAUGAAGCCUCUGCAGCUUCAGACUGCUUUUUAUUUUUUGCUUUGCAAAACUACGUAGACAACAUCAGAAACUUUAACCUGUAACAUUUCUCAGAAGUUAUUCACAGUAAUAUAUUUUGUUAAGUGUUUGUUGUAUAACGAAAAUUGUGAAAAAAAUGAACAAAAAAACUUUUGUAAAAACAAUUAGUUAAAUGUGUAUAUACAUAUAAUGUACCUGUUACAAUGUACUGCAGUACUUGCUGAAGUUGUUCUAUUUGUUAAACAUUUGCAUUUAAGAUUUAUGUGUUGUGCAUUAUAUGCUGUCCUGAAGAAUACAAUGUAAUAUUAUUUUUAUAGGUGUUUAUUGUUCUUUUAGUGCCCUAUCAUAUAAAUACAAAUUUAAAAAGAUAUGCAGGGUAAUUGAAUAAAAUAAAUCAGAAGAAAUUUGCCCUAUAUAAGAAAAAAACUACCUUUAAAAAGGGGUGGGGGUUUAGAAAAGAAAAAAUGUGUCAUUGGCUAAUUAUAUGUAAAGAGAGUGUUAUAUUCAGUAGCUUGCAAAACAUUUGGAAUUUCUGGUUACUUUUUGACUUUUAUAUAUGUUAUUUUGUAAAAUGUAGCUCUGUACUGCUGUCAGUCCAUGCUUAUGUAGUUCAAGGAUUGGAAAUAGGUUUUAAUAGAACCACAUUGGUUA